Messenger RNA from Poecilia latipinna (sailfin molly), 4620 nucleotides. RefSeq names its product exportin 1 (CRM1 homolog, yeast) a (gene xpo1a). Bases 668 to 3868 code for a protein of 1066 amino acids. Lineage: Eukaryota; Metazoa; Chordata; Actinopteri; Cyprinodontiformes; Poeciliidae. Gene Ontology annotation, molecular function: small GTPase binding; nuclear export signal receptor activity. The record is from RefSeq and is a predicted model, not a curated record. Gene Ontology annotation, cellular component: nucleus; cytoplasm. The transcript has 25 exons. Gene Ontology annotation, biological process: ribosomal small subunit export from nucleus; ribosomal large subunit export from nucleus; protein export from nucleus.
GCAUGAUCCAAAUUUUACGCGGCGCGCGGUGGGCCGAAAGACCGAGAAUGAAUAGCCCGGUCUCAACCGGUUCUAACCGGUCUGCAGUUGGAAGCAUGAGCUUAGAGGAAGAGCACUUUUCCACGACCUAAAACAUCUCUGCUGUCGUACAAUGUGCAAAUUGGAAAAGAAAUAAAAUUAGACUAUUUCACUUCGUGAUUAUGACUCGGAAUAUCGCUCCAACUGUGACUCCGUGAAAUUGUUGCUGUUAGCUUAGCUCAACGAUUUAUUAGCCAGCAGAUCUAAAUCAUCAAUGACUUUUCCAUUAGCAGGGGUACUAGCUGUUACAGUCGGAUGUAGUUGCCGAUAGCUGAAAAGAGGCUUCUUUUUCACAGUGACUGAGUAAAAGAAAGAUUGUGCGCUACUGGUAGUUUUAAAGUAAGUCGAAGGAUACUGCGGAAAGCCAUUUUUAACUAGGCGUUGGUUGCUUUUUGUCAUCUACGGAAGCUAGCGUUAGCCUUUAGCUAGCAAGUGCUAGCUGCAGUGUAGCAUCAGUGGUCGCAAUGAGAUAACGCUACAUACUUUUCAACGUAUUAAGACGCUUAGCAUUCCGAGCUCCAGCUACAAGAUCAUUCAGCAACAUUACACUGGUUUUACGACAAGUGGACUGCACAUACCAGGAAGCUCUAUGCCAGCUGAAAUGACCAUGUUGGCCGAUCAUCCAGCCAGACAACUGCUGGACUUCAAUCAGAAACUGGACAUCAACCUGUUGGACAGUGUUGUCAACUCUAUGUACCAUGACAUCGGUAACCAGCAAAGAGUGGCUCAAGAAGUGUUAACAAACCUGAAGGACCAUCCUGAUGCGUGGACGAGGGUUGAUACCAUUCUGGAAUUCUCUCAAAAUAUGAAGACUAAAUACUAUGCGCUGCAGAUUCUGGAGGCAGUCAUCAAAACACGCUGGAAGAUUCUUCCAAGAAAUCAGUGUGAAGGAAUCAAAAAGUAUGUUGUUGGGUUGAUUAUCAAGACUUCCUCUGACCCUGCAAACAUGGAGAAAGAAGGGGUGUAUAUUUCAAAGCUCAACAUGAUUCUCGUACAGAUCUUGAAACAAGAAUGGCCCAAACACUGGCCCACCUUCAUCAGUGAUAUUGUUGGUGCCAGUCGGACCAGUGAGAGCCUCUGUCAGAACAACAUGAUCAUCCUGAAGCUCCUCAGUGAAGAAGUGUUCGACUUCUCCAGUGGCCAGAUGACACAAGUGAAGGCCAAACACCUCAAAGACAGCAUGUGCAAUGAGUUUUCUCAAAUAUUCCAGCUGUGCCAGUUUGUAAUGGAAAACUCCCAAAACGCACCUCUGGUCCACGCCACUCUGGAGACUCUCCUGCGUUUUCUAAAUUGGAUUCCUUUAGGAUACAUAUUUGAGACCAAACUCAUCAGUACUCUGGUCUACAAGUUCCUGAACGUUCCCAUGUUUCGCAACGUGACGCUGAAAUGUCUGACAGAGAUUGCUGGAGUGAGCGUCAAUCAGUACGAGGAGCAGUUUGUCAACCUGUUCACUCUCACCAUGAGCCAGCUCAAACAGAUGCUGCCGCUGAAUACUAACAUCAAAGUGGCGUAUGCCAACGGGAAAGACGACGAGCAGAAUUUCAUCCAGAACCUGAGUCUUUUUCUCUGCACGUUCCUCAAAGAACACGGGCAGCUGGUCGAGAAACGACCCAACCUGCGUGAGACGCUCAUGGAGGCCCUGCACUACAUGCUGUUGGUGUCGGAGGUGGAGGAGACGGAGAUCUUUAAGAUCUGCCUUGAGUACUGGAACCACUUGGCAGCAGAACUGUACAGAGAAAGCCCAUUCUCCACCUCAAGUACUCCUCUGCUGUCUGACGUUCCUCCUCGACGACAUCUCUACCUGCCUGUGCUGUCCCAGGUGCGUUUGCUGAUGGUGAGCCGCAUGGCCAAACCAGAGGAGGUGCUGGUAGUGGAGAAUGAUCAGGGCGAGGUGGUCAGAGAGUUCAUGAAGGACACAGACGCCAUCAAUUUGUACAAGAACAUGAGAGAAACUCUUGUAUAUCUGACACAUCUGGACUACGCAGACACUGAGCGAAUCAUGACAGAGAAGCUCCACAACCAGGUGAACGGCACCGAGUGGUCAUGGAGGAACCUGAACAUGCUCUGCUGGGCCAUCGGCUCUAUAAGCGGGGCGAUGCAUGAGGAGGACGAAAAGAGGUUCCUGGUUACUGUCAUUAAGGACCUGCUUGGCUUAUGUGAGCAGAAAAGGGGUAAAGAUAAUAAGGCUAUAAUAGCGUCAAACAUCAUGUACAUCGUGGGUCAGUAUCCCCGUUUCCUGCGAGCUCACUGGAAGUUCCUCAAGACAGUCGUCAACAAGCUGUUUGAGUUCAUGCAUGAGACUCAUGAUGGCGUCCAGGAUAUGGCUUGUGACACGUUCAUCAAGAUUGCUCAGAAGUGCCGCCGUCAUUUUGUUCAGGUUCAGGUGGGCGAGGUGAUGCCCUUCAUCGACGAGAUCCUCAGCAACAUCAACACAAUCAUCUGCGACCUGCAGCCCCAGCAGGUUCACACGUUUUAUGAGGCCGUGGGUUACAUGAUCGGCGCUCAGACGGACCAGGCGGUUCAGGAGCUUCUGAUAGAGAAGUACAUGCUGCUCCCUAACCAGGUUUGGGACAGCAUAAUCCAGCAAGCCACCAAGAAUGUGGACAUUCUGAAGGAUGCAGAGACGGUGCGCCAGCUCGGCAGCAUCCUGAAGACCAACGUCCGGGCCUGUAAAGCUGUCGGACAUCCCUUUGUCGUCCAGCUGGGUCGAAUCUAUCUGGACAUGCUCAACGUCUACAAAUGUCUGAGUGAAAACAUUUCCUCGGCCGUCCAGACCAAUGGCGAGAUGGUGACAAAGCAGCCUUUGAUAAGGAGCAUGAGGACAGUAAAGAGGGAGACGCUCAAGCUGAUUUCAGGCUGGGUCAGUCGCUCCAGUGACCCUCAGAUGGUGGGAGAGAACUUUGUGCCCCCCCUGCUGGAGGCCGUGCUCAUCGAUUACCAGAGGAACGUCCCGGCUGCAAGAGAACCUGAAGUCCUCAGCACCAUGGCAACUAUAGUCAACAAGUUGGGAGUUCACAUCACCAGCGAGAUCCCGAAGAUCUUCGACGCAGUCUUUGAGUGCACUUUAAACAUGAUCAACAAGGACUUUGAAGAAUUCCCGGAGCACCGAACUCAUUUCUUCUACCUGCUCCAAGCUGCCACGUCCCAGUGCUUCCCCGCCUUUCUGGCCAUUGCUCCAGCCCAGUUCAAACUGAUUCUGGACUCCAUCAUCUGGGCUUUCAAGCACACCAUGAGGAACGUGGCUGACACAGGCCUGCAGAUCCUCUACACGCUCCUGCAGAAUGUUUCUGCAGAAGAGGCAGCAGCACAGAGCUUCUACCAGACCUACUUCUGUGAUAUCUUGCAGCACAUCUUUUCUGUGGUCACUGAUACGUCACACACUGCAGGUCUGACCAUGCAUGCCACCAUCUUGGCCUACAUGUUUAACUUGGUGGAAGAAGGGAAAGUCAGUGUUGCUCUGAGCACCACCAACCCCACCAACAACCAGCUGCAUGUUCAGGAAUACAUCGCCAACCUGCUCAAGAUGGCCUUCCCUCAUUUACAAGAUGCCCAGGUGAAGGUGUUUGUAACUGGUCUGUUCAGCCUGAACCAGGACAUCCCAGCCUUCAAGGAGCACCUAAGGGACUUCCUAGUGCAGAUCAAGGAGUUUGCUGGUGAGGACACGACGGACCUGUUCCUGGAGGAGCGGGAAUCGGCUCUUCGCCAAGCUCAGGAGGAGAAACACAAGCUGCAGAUGUCUGUGCCUGGCAUUCUGAACCCCCAUGAGCUGCCAGAGGAAAUGUGCGACUAAAUCACCUGCAGCGUAAAAAGAACAAGCUCAGAGCCGCGAGGAUGCUUCUUCAUGAAUGAUUUUCUUUUCAAGUAUUUUGAAGUAUUUGAAAUUGUUUGGAAAGAGAAUUUGGGCCGAUAGGAAGAACCCUGGCACUCGGUUGUUUGUCGACCAAAUCAAUGUUUAUAUGUAAAUGAGAAUCGCCAUCAGUUUUGGUAUGUUUUCUUUUUCCUUUACCAUCUUAUUUUAUACAAAGGUUUUUGUGUGUAACAUGCCAUCUUUUGUUAAUUUGUUAUUAAAGCUUUGAUUGGCAACACUGUUCUUUUACAUCUGCUUGAAGUUUAAAAAAUUAAAGGUUAGUUUUAAUCCCUCAACUCAAUAGAUUCAACUCCUGCUCUUUGUUAAUAUGUAAAAUAUAAUGUUAAGACUUUUGCCAUGUUAAUGUGAAAGAUUGCUCGGUUUCAAAAGUGCUUUGUGCACUGAAUAGAAUGAAUGUGAUGCUCAAGGAUAGCUCGGUCCUUGUUUUUUGUCAGUGUGAUAAUUUUUAUUUUUUUGUUUCUUGCUUUUUUGUCCUUAAACGGGUUGGAGCUCUGCUUCUGCUAUUGGGUGUAACUGAAGGUUGUGUGCAGAUCAUCCUGUUUGUAAACCUUUCCAAGUACCAUAUAAAGUUGGCUAUUUUUACAAAACAACUGUAUGCCCAUUCUUCAAAUUAUAAUGUAUUUUUGAACCAUCCAGUGCCUUGAGAUUACAAUAAAAAGCAGCUUGAUCAAGUU